Molecule: messenger RNA, 1849 nt
Organism: Coregonus clupeaformis (lake whitefish)
Lineage: Eukaryota; Metazoa; Chordata; Actinopteri; Salmoniformes; Salmonidae
Product: collagen alpha-1(XI) chain-like
Exons: 10
Coding region: 1-840 (279 amino acids)
Source: RefSeq, a predicted model, not a curated record
AUGUUAUGGGGCCUCAAGGAUAUAGAGGAGAUGCAGGAGUUCCAGGGAAACCAGGACCUAAAGGCCUGCAGGGCCAACCUGUGUGGAGCCAAGGGGGAGACAGGACCCGAUGGGUGGGGUUGGAAGAACUGGAGUGAAGGGAGGAGGAAAGGAGACAAGGGAAGUUUUGGAGCACGUGGUGACAAAGGACAGCAAGGAGAGAGAGGUACCAUUGGCCCUGAUGGCAUUGUUGGACGAAAUGGACCCCCCGGCAUCCCAGGCUCCAGAGGAGAGCCAGGUCCAGACGGUGACCUGGGCGUCAAAGGUGGCUCUGGACCUAAAGGAGUGCCAGGUGCCCCUGGCCCUGGGCUGACAGAUGAGCAGGUAUUGCAGCUGUGUAAAGGAGUGGUGACAGCCCAGAUCUCCCAGUAUGCAGCUUCCAUCCGGGCCAAGUGUUCCCAAGGCUGCCCCAUCAACAACCGCACACUCAUUGGGCCGCCCGGAACCAGGGGACCAACUGGAGAAUCAGGCAAACCCGGUAAAGCAGGCAAAGCUGGAGUCAAAGGAGCCAGGGGCAUCCAAGGGGACACAGGAAUGGAUGGUCAGAAGGGGGCAGAGGGUGAAAGAGGUACAAAAGGUCCGAAAGGAAAGGGGGUGAGCCUGGUAAAGGUCUGCCAGGACACGAUGGGCAUCAAGGCCUCAGAGGGCUGCCAGGUCACCCAGCAGAGCCAAAGAAAGGUAUGGCAGGUCCCAGAGGGCCCCGUGGUUUCACAGGCGCUUUGGGCCAGCCUGGCAUGGCGGGCAACGCAGGAGUGCCCGGCUUCUGUGAGGCACGGGACUGCAGCAUUCACGCGCCUGUGAUGCGUAAGGAGCAGGGCCUAGUGAAGGGACCCCGCGAUCUAAGCCCCAAGAUCUAACCCCAAGAUCUAACCCCAAGAAGGAGCUUCAGAAAGGGGUGAAGGGAUGGUCCACGAUGAGGGGUCAUAUUGGACAGUCGCGCCAUGGCAACGUUGGGGUUAAUUCCAUUCACAUCUUAGCCAAACCAGGAAUUUAAUUUGACAUUGAGUUUUGAACUGGGAAAUUACCAAUGUGUACAGCAUUGAUCUUUUUGAAUUUCUGCACAGAGAUGAACCCAACCUUGACUGCAUUCCAUCUGAGCCAAGCAAGGCUCCCAAUGAACUCUAAUGUUUAGGCAUAAUUGAUAACUUUUUUCCUAGGCCAAAACAAUACAUUAUGAAUUAUUUUAUGCAGAAACAAAAAAUAAAAUUGUCUUCUGCCAAGCAAACCAUAAGUAAAGGGGCUUGAAAAACUGGCUAAAAGAAAUUGGCAGAAAAUUAAACUUGCAGGAGUCUCUGGCUACCAGUCAGGUUUUGUUUUUGAUAUGAUCAACAAUGCUGUGGAUACAUUGAAAAUAAAAAGUUAUGUAAAUAAUGUUGUAAAGUAUCGCAAGUACAUGUACUGUGUGUUCUGAAAUAUAACUGUUUUAGAUAACUGCUGUCUUACCUUUUCUUAAGAUGAAACCUCACUUUUUUAGUCGCCACAGUUUGAGUUUCUUUCUGAGAAUGUGUGGUCUCUUUCAGUCAUCUGAUGUUAUUCAGGUUAAUCUAAAUAACUUUUAUUUUUUUUACCAUUUACAGAUGUUCACAGACAAGAUAACAUUGAUCAAUAUAGAAUUUUAAAAAACUUACUAUUUCAUAUUAUUUCAUAUUAAAAAUAAUACAUUGAAAUUUGUUAUACAGUAUAUUGUUUUUGGAAUUUAUAGUUAAUCUGGCAAUGAUUUGUAGGACAGCACAAAAUGUCUGUUGAUUAAAUGAAUUAACUAUGUUCAUUGGAUGGCGGUUUGGAUUUUUAAAUAAAUUGAUGUACAUUA